UCGACAGCAUCCCCCGUUUAGUAGCUACCUACCUUACUCCCAAGCCACCUAGGCAACUUGAUGCUGCACCGCAUACCACCUCGUCUGCGACCCGCCUUCAGCUAGCGACAGAACACCUACCGACAUCACAACCACUCAAACAGAGUCGCAUCGCUGGCGGCGAAAGAACUUCCCUUUGUUCUGUGGCACGCGACCGAACAGCAAGGACGAGGCGGAGCCUCGGUCGGUCGGACUGCCAGCUGCUUGCCCCUUGUCGCGUCCCACUCACUCGCCGCCGUUGGGCCCCCAACCACAGUCGGCCACAACUCUCCUUCGUCGCCAUCGUCAAUCCAGCCGUGCUGGCGCAGACUCGUCAAAAUGGCGCAGGCCGGUGGUUCUUACAACAACCCCUUGAAGAAAUUCAAGCUGGUGUUUCUGGGGGAGCAGAGUGUUGGAAAGACUUCUUUAAUCACGAGGUUCAUGUACGACUCGUUCGACAACAUGUACCAGGCCACCAUCGGCAUUGAUUUCUUGUCGAAGACGAUGUAUCUCGAGGACAGGACUGUCCGCUUACAAUUAUGGGAUACUGCGGGUCAGGAGAGGUUCCGAAGCCUCAUCCCCUCCUAUAUCCGCGACUCGAGCGUGGCGGUAGUUGUCUACGACAUAUCCAAUGCCAAGUCGUUCCAAAACACCAAGAAGUGGAUUGACGACGUCCGAGCGGAGCGAGGGAACGACGUCAUUAUCGUGCUCGUGGGCAACAAGACCGAUUUGAACGACAAGCGCGAAGUUACAACCCAGCAAGGCGAAGACGAAGCCAAGAAGAACAACCUCAUGUUCAUGGAAACCAGCGCCAAGCUUGGCCACAACGUGAAGAACUUGUUCAAGAGGAUAGCACAGGCUCUCCCGGGCAUGGAAGGCAGUGAUGCGGCUGCCCAAGCCUCGAGUCAGAUGAUUGACGUCAAGACGAACACGACACAACCGGCGCAGGAGGGCUGCUCAUGUUAACACCACUAUUGGCGCAUGAACCAGUGUCAUGAACUGGCGCGUGUGGAAAUGGUGCAAAGAAGCCCAUAUGAUAGGAUAUCCUGCAUAGCGGGGGUGGGGGAGUGGACGUCUGGCGCAUGUGGCUUGUAUAAUACCGUAGGGACAACGAGCCAACUAUCGCUACAUAUGCAUGCAUCAUCAUUAAUACUACGAAUACGCGCGUGGG
Messenger RNA from Purpureocillium takamizusanense, 1189 nucleotides. It is a transcript of the gene ryh1, whose product is annotated as GTPase Ryh1. The record is from RefSeq and is a predicted model, not a curated record. The transcript has 6 exons. The coding region runs from base 358 to 984 and encodes 208 amino acids. NCBI's taxonomy places the organism in Eukaryota, Fungi, Ascomycota, Sordariomycetes, Hypocreales, Ophiocordycipitaceae. Gene Ontology annotation, molecular function: GTP binding; GTPase activity.